This is a messenger RNA of Rhodamnia argentea, 1179 nucleotides long. RefSeq names its product L-ascorbate peroxidase 3. Lineage: Eukaryota; Viridiplantae; Streptophyta; Magnoliopsida; Myrtales; Myrtaceae. Bases 145 to 1008 code for a protein of 287 amino acids. The record is from RefSeq and is a predicted model, not a curated record. Gene Ontology annotation, biological process: response to reactive oxygen species; hydrogen peroxide catabolic process; cellular response to oxidative stress. The transcript is spliced from 9 exons. Gene Ontology annotation, molecular function: heme binding; peroxidase activity.
GUUCCGAACCUGCUCUCUCUACCAAUCACACCGUCUCUCUCUCUCUCUUCUCUUCGCUUCCUCCGUUUUUGCUCCCGUUUCACUCCCACCCAGAAACAAUCGCAAACACAGGCAGACGGAGAGUGUCCAGAAGCUUGGUCUUCCAUGGCGCUACCGGUGGUUGACACGGAGUACCUGAAGGAGAUCGACAAGGCUCGCCGCCAUCUCCGCGCUCUCAUCGCCUACAAGAACUGCGCUCCUAUUAUGCUCCGACUGGCGUGGCACGAUGCCGGAACUUAUGAUGCGAAGACGAAGACCGGUGGUCCGAAUGGCUCGAUUCGGAACGAGGAAGAGUACUCUCAUGGCGCCAAUGCUGGCUUGAAGAUCGCUCUUGAUUUUUGCGAGGAGGUGAAGGCCAAAUGUCCAAAGAUUACAUAUGCAGAUCUAUACCAGCUAGCAGGAGUUGUUGCAGUAGAAGUCACUGGAGGUCCCACCAUCGACUUUGUUCCCGGAAGAAAGGAUUCAAAAGUUUCUCCAAACGAAGGAAGACUUCCAGAUGCUAAUCAAGGUCCUCCACAUCUAAAGGACAUCUUUUACAGGAUGGGUCUCUCGGACAAGGACAUAGUGGCUUUAUCAGGGGGUCAUACACUGGGAAGGGCACACCCGGAAAGAUCUGGAUUUGAUGGUCCUUGGACUCAGGAACCCCUUAAGUUUGAUAAUUCCUAUUUUCUCGAGCUGUUGAAAGGGGAAUCAGAGGGGCUGCUGAAACUGCCAACUGACACGGCCUUGUUGGAAGAUCCUGCGUUUCGCCCUUAUGUUGAGUUGUAUGCCAAGGAUGAGGAUGCAUUUUUCAGAGAUUAUGCAAUCUCGCAUAAGAAGCUCUCUGAACUGGGGUUCACACCAAGUUCUUCAGGCAGCAAGGGAGUAACGAAUGGUGCUGUGUUGGCACAAGGGGCUGUUGGAGUGGCGGUGGCUGCGGCUGUGGUGAUCUUGAGCUACUUCUAUGAAGUGCGCAAGAAAAUGAAGUGAAUGCUGUUUUUCAUUUCCCUUUGUACUUGGCAUAUAUUUUAGCAGCUUAGCGCCGCAUGCUCCAUAUCUCUUGGUCCACAAUAAUAGUCGGGGCAUUACCUUCUCCAGUUGGUUAGUAAACAAACAUGCUGCUUUAAGUGAGAAGUUACAUACACACGUAUAACCCCUAGU